Molecule: messenger RNA, 1912 nt
Organism: Thlaspi arvense
Lineage: Eukaryota; Viridiplantae; Streptophyta; Magnoliopsida; Brassicales; Brassicaceae
Source: the annotation of a GenBank genome assembly
CUUGUAUUUAAGAUUAACGUCUGGUGAAAUCUAAAUAAGACUUUGAAACUCUCUCCUAGGUCUCAAAAACACUUUAACUGUUCAGAAAAUGAAGCAGACAAAUCUCCUGCUUCUAGGGUUCUUAUGGGCUUAUUGUUUUAGCUAUGUUUUUGUGAUAAACGCAGAGGACCCUUAUCUUUUCUUCACUUGGACUGUUACUUAUGGAACCAGAUCUCCUUUAGAUGUUCCUCAGCAGGUUAUUCUUAUUAAUGGCCAGUUCCCUGGUCCUCCAAUUGAAGGUGUAACAAACAAUAACAUCGUUGUUAAUGUCAUUAACAAGCUUGACGAACCUUUCCUCAUCACAUGGAACGGAAUUAAGCAGAGGAGAAUGUCGUGGCAAGACGGAGUUUUAGGAACAAACUGUCCGAUCCAACCAAACUCGAAUUGGACUUACCAUUUUCAACUUAAGGACCAAAUAGGUACUUAUACUUACUUUGCUUCCACGUCGAUGCACAGAGCAAGUGGUGCUUUUGGUGCACUCAACGUUCACCAGAGAUCAGUCAUAUUCGUUCCUUAUCCUAAACCAGACGGUGACUUCACCCUCCUCGUCAGUGAUUGGUACAAGAUGAGCCAUAAGCAACUGCGAAAGAGGCUCGACUCGGGUCGUGCUCUUCCUCUUCCUGAUGGUCUUCUCAUCAACGGUGCUUCUAAAGGUUUAGUCUUUACCGGUCAACAUGGCAAGAUCUACAGGUUUCGGAUAUCAAAUGUCGGGAUAUCGACAUCAAUUAACUUUAGGAUACAAGGACACAUGAUGACCCUCGUUGAAGUAGAAGGCUCUCACACUCUGCAAGAGGUCUAUGAGUCGCUUGACGUACACGUUGGUCAGUCCGUGACCGUUCUUGUCACAUUGAAGGCUCCAGUGAAGGACUACUUCAUCGUGGCUUCAACCCGGUUUACCAAACCGGUGCUGACCACUACAUCAAUCCUCCGUUAUCAAGGCUCCAAAAUUAGACCAUCUCGUCCCCUCCCCAUUGGUCCUACUUACCAUAUACAUUGGUCCAUGAAACAAGCAAGAACCAUCAGGUUAAAUUUGACGGCAAAUGCAGCAAGGCCUAACCCACAAGGAUCGUUUCACUAUGGUACCAUACCGAUAAACCGAACUCUGGUUCUAGCCAACGGGAGAACGAGGAUCAACAAGAAACUCCGGUACACAGUGAACCGUGUGUCGUACGUUAACCCAACAACUCCGUUGAAAUUAGCCGACUGGUACAACAUUCCCGGAGUGUUCAAUUUCAGAACCAUUAAGAACAUUCCAACACCUGGACCAUCCAUCUUCGGAACGUCGGUCUUUGAUGUCGCUCUUCAUGAGUACGUUGAGUUUGUGUUUCAGAACAACGAGAGAUCUAUCCAGUCUUGGCACAUUGACGGCACUAACGCCUAUGUUGUUGGAUACGGGUCUGGCACAUGGAACAUGGCCAUGAGGAGACGUUACAAUUUGGUUGAUGCUGUUUCAAGGCAUACAUUUCAGGUGUAUCCAAUGUCGUGGACGAGCGUAUUGGCAUCACUAGACAAUAAAGGAAUGUGGAAUGUGAGGUCACAAAUAUGGUCAAGGAGAUACUUAGGACAAGAGCUCUAUGUUCGUGUCUGGAACAACGAAAAGUCUCUUUACACCGAAGCCGAGCCUCCUGUUAAUGCUCUCUUCUGUGGAAAAGCCAAACGUCCCCGUUAGAUUAAAUUUACUAAUAAUAUUUUUCGUCAUUGUUUUGUUUUUUCUUCUUAUAUAUCUGAGGUUGUUAUGAAAUAGGCCACGAGGGUGUGUGUGACGUUUAGCAUACAGACACUCUUAUGUAACGUUCAGUGAUGGGUUUCAAAUCAGACACUCAUAUAUAUUAAUGAUACGACUUCCAACACAAUCAAAAAGAAAAGUUAACUU